AUGGAGGUCCCAGAGACGGUGCUGCCUCUGAAGGAUACGGUGAUCAAGUUUCCCUCGGCAGAUCUACUGACUUGGCCCUCGUUCACCGAGACUUUAUUCGAUCACCUCCGUCCGCUUCCGCCCACGAUCGAUCCUGCCAAUAAAGAUCUCUGGAACCUUUCUUACGCUUCGACCUUCUCUGGCAAGAAGAUCGUUACCGUUCCAAACACCGACAAGUACACGACACCGUCAAGCAUGCUCGCAUCGGGGCACUUUUCGAACAACCAAGCAGGGCAGUUGAAGGUGCUAGUCGUUCUGACAUCCACGGAUGUGGUUGAUAAGCAGGAGCCGGUCACACCGUUGAGGCCAGAUCAAUGCUCGACGCCAGUCAAGGAAGACAAGAAACGGAGGGUCAAGCAAGAAGACAUAAGCCCAGCCUCUAGACGCAAGAAGCGCGUCAAGCAAGAGGAGCAGGUCAAGGAAGAGAUACGCGUCAAGAUUAAGCACGAAGAGCCCGUUUCAACUUCAUCCUGCCAGAGCCCGACACGCGACGAGCUUGGAUAUACUGCCAAAGAAAUUGUUGGACAUGGGGAUGCGGUAGGCCUUGGUGAGCUGGAAGAUCCACUAUGCGAUUUAGUGUUUGGCAGUGACCCUAGUGGAAAGGUGUAUAAAGGCGUGGUGGCCGAAGGAGUCGAAGUAGACGAAGAAGAUAGAGAGGAGGAGACAAGUUUUGUUCCGGAGUUCGUAAACCCGGAGUCAAUUUCCCAAGCCUUCAAGGGAACUUAA
This is a messenger RNA of Hirsutella rhossiliensis, 765 nucleotides long. RefSeq lists its product as uncharacterized. The record is from RefSeq and is a predicted model, not a curated record. Bases 1 to 765 code for a protein of 254 amino acids. The transcript is spliced from 2 exons. Lineage: Eukaryota; Fungi; Ascomycota; Sordariomycetes; Hypocreales; Ophiocordycipitaceae.